AUGGGUCCAUUUCCGGUGACGAGCAGGGGUAACCGCCAUAUAUUAGUAUUGACGGAUCUCUUUACAAAAUACAUAGAAGUUGUCCCAGUACCGAGCCAGACCGCUGAACAAUGUGCAAAAAUAGUGGUUGACCACGUGGUUAACCGCUGGGGAACCCCAUUGGCCAUCCACUCUGACCAGGGAACGGCUUUCGAGAGCCGGCUCUUUAAGGAGCUUUGCGAAUUAUUGGCAGUGAAAAAGACCCGGACUAGCGCACGUAAUCCACAGGGAAAUGGUCAAGUGGAGAGAGCCAAUCGGACUAUUGUCAAGAUGGUUAGAGCGUUCUUGUCCGAGGAGCAGGACGACUGGGAUGUACAUCUUGGUUGUAUCGCCAACGCAUACAGGGCAACGCCUCAUCAGGCUACUAAACUUAGUCCAAACAUGUUGGCCCUCGGUAGGGAGGUAAGACUUCCGGCGGAUCUUCAGUACCCUACAGUAAGGGACAGUGAUGAGCAUAUCCGUAGUGAGGCAGAAUACAUUGUUAGUUUAAGACAGACUAUGCAGAGGGCCCACGAGGUAGCGAGAACACAUCUAGGUAAGGAGGCCGAACGCAGUAAGGAGGUGUACGACCGGAGGUUAGCUUUCACGAAGUACAAGAUGAAGGCAUCCAACGGCGGUAUUAUGUGGCAGUGCGCCAGAUGUGGCAAACAGGAUAGGAAGAACCGGAUGGCUGCACACAUACUAAAAGACCACAUACCUCUACAUCAGGUGCCUUACCACUGCUUGCUGUGUCAGUUCAGAUGCCAGGACAGUAGCACAUUAAGAGACCAUGUGAGCCGGUAUUCACGGCAUGUCAACCAGGAGAAAAACAUGAGAAAGCCUAUAAAUUAUGCGCAGUACCUGAUCAAAGCAGAGCGACCCAUCCACGUCACAAGCCAUGACAUGUUUCAGGUGGCCGAUCGCUUGUCGAUAGAUCUCCUGAGGGAUGAUUCCGAUGGGGAAAACCAACCACCGAGUAUGUAG
This is a messenger RNA of Mya arenaria, 1002 nucleotides long. Its product is annotated as protein NYNRIN-like. The coding region runs from base 1 to 1002 and encodes 333 amino acids. Gene Ontology annotation, molecular function: nucleic acid binding. The transcript has 2 exons. NCBI's taxonomy places the organism in Eukaryota, Metazoa, Mollusca, Bivalvia, Myida, Myidae. Gene Ontology annotation, biological process: DNA integration. The record is from RefSeq and is a predicted model, not a curated record.